Lacerta agilis (Sand lizard) is the source of this 1735-nucleotide messenger RNA. It is a transcript of the gene ZBTB7A, whose product is annotated as zinc finger and BTB domain containing 7A. Gene Ontology annotation, biological process: regulation of transcription by RNA polymerase II. The record is from RefSeq and is a predicted model, not a curated record. Gene Ontology annotation, molecular function: protein binding; DNA-binding transcription factor activity, RNA polymerase II-specific; RNA polymerase II cis-regulatory region sequence-specific DNA binding. Lineage: Eukaryota; Metazoa; Chordata; Lepidosauria; Squamata; Lacertidae.
UCCUCCUCCUCCUCUUCCUGCCCCCCCCUCCACACCUUCAGGACCAACAAGCCCCCUGGUGUCAGCAUGGAGGGCGGUGUGGACGGCCCCAUCGGAAUCCCCUUCCCUGACCACAGCAGCGACAUCUUGAGCAGCCUGAACGAGCAGAGGAACCACGGCCUGCUCUGCGACGUGGUGAUCCUGGUGGACGGGCAGGAGUUCCCCACGCACCGCUCGGUCCUGGCGGCCUGCAGCCAGUACUUCAAGAAGCUCUUCACCUCAGGCCUGGUGGUCGACCAGCAGAACGUGUACGAGAUAGACUUUGUGAGUGCCGACGCGCUCUCGUCCCUGCUGGAGUUCGCGUACACGGCCACCCUUACCAUCAGCACUUCGAACGUCGGCGAGAUCCUCAACGCCGCCACGCUGCUAGAGAUCCAGGCGGUCAGGGACGUUUGCACGGAUCUGCUGGACAGGAAAAUUCUGGCCAAGAACGACCAGAUGGACACAGUAGAUCAAAUUGAUCAAAGGAACCAUCUCAGAGCGAAAGAAUACCUGGAGUUUUUUCAGAGCAACCCCAUCAACGGGCAGCAGGGCACGUACCCGUGGACCAACCCGGACUUGAGGGACCUCCAGCGGCUCGGCUUCCGGGGCCCCGACGUCAAGGAGGAGCCGGACUGCAACGGCCUGGACUUCUACGCUCAGGCCGCCCUCAGCGACAGACCAAAGGCGAACGACGGCGACCCCGACGGCAAGAUGUGGCUGGACCCCGAGGAGGCGAAGGCGGCCGCCCAGGGACCCUUGUUCCCCACCUCGCAGAACGGACAGUACGGCGGGCAAGGCCUGGCCACGGCGCCCGGGGAGGACGAGGCGGCGGCUCAACUGGACCAGCAGGAGGCGGGGGGCUCCCCCGCCUUCGCCCCCGGGGAGGGCGAGGAGGCGGACGCCCGGGAUAUGGACGGCCUGGCCGCCAGCGCCCUCCUGCAGCAGAUGAUCAAUUCCGUGGGGCGUCAGCAGCUGGCCGAGGACGACCGCAAGGACGACGACGGAGUCAUGGAUUAUUACUUGAAAUACUUUAGCACUUCCCAAGAGGGCGGCGAGUACCCGUCCUGGUCCCACAAGUCGGAGAAGAAGAUCCGGGCGAAAGCAUUCCAGAAGUGCCCCAUCUGCGAGAAGGUGAUCCAGGGGGCAGGCAAGCUCCCGCGCCACAUCCGGACCCACACGGGAGAGAAGCCGUAUGAAUGUAACAUUUGCAAAGUUCGGUUUACGAGGCAGGACAAGCUGAAGGUUCACAUGAGGAAACAUACCGGCGAGAAGCCCUACCUGUGCCAGCAGUGUGCGGCCUUCGCCCACAACUACGACCUGAAGAACCACAUGCGCGUCCACACGGGCUUGCGCCCCUACCAGUGCGAGAGCUGCUUCAAGACUUUCGUGCGCUCCGACCACUUGCACCGGCACCUUAAGAAGGGCUGCAACGGGAUCCCUUCCCGGAGGGGGCGGAAGCCCCGGCGAGAUGCGUCGGCCCCUCCCGCCCCGACGGCUUCCAACCCCGACGACGGGGGGAGCCUGGCGGGCGGCGAGGAGGCCCAGGAAACGCAGGAUGCGACUGCGCCGCAGGACGGCCUAGAACAGCACUUUGACGAGAGUUCGAGCGCCGAAGCGGCGCCGGGGAGUUUGAAUGUAGGGGGGGAGAAGUCCGAGGGCGAAACGCAAGAACUCUCCUAGAAAAAGAAAAACCAAAAAGAAAAGUAAAAAAGAA